AUGGAGCAGCAGUUAUUGGGUUAUGAGCAUGAGAUUUAUAGAUUGGAUCACGCUGAGCACAUCGUUGGGAGGCUUGACCGAGUGGCGCCUCAAAUCUUGCGCACCAGACAGAAUUUGAUGACAAGGCCGCCGGAGCAGAUUAGGCCAUAUCUGAGACGAGUUGAAUUUGAGUCCAUCGCAUAUAUGGUUGUGUUCGAGCAUGAUUGGUCUCUUGCCUCGGCGUUGAAAGAGAGGUGGAGGCUUGAGUCCCAUACAUUUUAUUUACCGUGCGGGGAGAUGACUAUCACCCUACAGGACGUGGCCUAUCAGUUGGGACUCAGGAUUGACAGUGAUCCUGACAGACAGUCACAGACAAAGUGGACUGUGAAGCUCACUUGGUUCCACAACACGGUUUGUGGAGAGCUAGAGCAGGAUGUCACAAAGGAGCGCCUGAUGAGGUAUACAAGAGGAUACAUCAUACAGUUGAUCGGUGGUAUCCUCUUCCCCGAUGCAUCUGACUCUCGGGUCCAUAUCAGGUGGCUUCUCCUGCUAGAGGACAUUGAUGCGUGUGGCCGCUUGUCGUGGGGUUCGGCUGUGCUGGCAUGGUGGGUUCAGUACCGGCCGGACAAUGCCACAGGCGAGAGCAGGCUGAGGCAGUACAGGCGUAUGCUGAACGGGAUAGGGAUGCUGAAUGUUGAAUGGACUCCAUAUGCUGACCCGCAGCUGGUUGGGAUUGUUCCAUCGGCGAUAGCAGAGGUAGAUGCCUCGGCGGCGGUUGUAUGUCCACUGCUUUGCUUCGCUAUCGUCGAGUGGCAUCAGGUGGACCGGGUAGUUCGUCAGUUCGGUGGCCUGUAG
Molecule: messenger RNA, 834 nt
Organism: Arachis stenosperma
Lineage: Eukaryota; Viridiplantae; Streptophyta; Magnoliopsida; Fabales; Fabaceae
Product: serine/threonine-protein phosphatase 7 long form homolog
Exons: 5
Coding region: 1-834 (277 amino acids)
Biological process (GO): meristem development; meristem maintenance
Source: RefSeq, a predicted model, not a curated record